Messenger RNA from Paramacrobiotus metropolitanus, 1211 nucleotides. Its product is annotated as melatonin receptor type 1A-like. Gene Ontology annotation, biological process: G protein-coupled receptor signaling pathway. Gene Ontology annotation, cellular component: membrane. NCBI's taxonomy places the organism in Eukaryota, Metazoa, Tardigrada, Eutardigrada, Parachela, Macrobiotidae. The transcript has 2 exons. The record is from RefSeq and is a predicted model, not a curated record. Gene Ontology annotation, molecular function: G protein-coupled receptor activity. Bases 4 to 1101 code for a protein of 365 amino acids.
ACGAUGCCCAACACAACAGCUUCUUUAGCGUCUUUAGCCGGCAACACGACCGUCACCUUUUCCACUCCGACCGAAGUAUUCGGCAUCAUCACUAUCCCCAUCAGUUUGGUCGGCACGGCGGGUAGUAUCGGCUGUCUGGGUUUUAUCCGCACCCAUGCCAAACAGCAGAGCAGCAGCACCAACGCACUGUAUAUAAAUUUAUCCAUCGCGACAUUACUUUUCUGUGGAAUUGUGUGUCCGGUACAUGCGUAUACACAGUUGGCGCAACAAGCCAGUUCGUUCGCCCAGCCUACGUAUCUUGCCAAAUCAGCGUGUAGCUUUAUCGGGUUUUUCUACUUUUGGACGCUGACCGCUUCGGCGUAUUCCCACAGCGCCAUUGCCGCGAAUAGAUUGUUUAUCGUUGUAUUGCAAAAAUCUAAACUCAGUUCUACAUCGACGACGGUUUUCCUGAUCGCGGCGUCAUGGUUCAUUGCCGGGAUGACCUUUAUGUGGCCGCUACUGCGUUUAGGCGGAACGUAUGGAUUCUCGACGGAGAGCAUGAAAUGCACUUUCUCCUCGUUGACCUCCCCGGAAUUUGUCAUUUCCUAUAAAGUCCUCUACGGCUUCGUCCCGGUGAUUAUUAUGGUCAUCUGUUAUGCUGCCGUGUUCUGCAAAGUUGCAAUUUCCAGCCGGAAACUGCGGAAGAAUCCCGCGGUGAACCAGGCCGGCGCUCUGCUGAUGCCAGUUAACCAUCGACGUCAGCGCAAUGCCGAGCGGAAGAUCACGCAGAUCGCCUUCAUUACCUGUGUGGGCUUUAUUGUCUGCUACGUGCCCAGCGCGAUCUUCGGCUUUGUGGUGAAAGCGCGGGCGGCCCUGCAGUCACCCAUGGGGAUGGCGCUGGUGUUCCUGAUGUGGAUUGGUUGCGCGGCCAAUCCGCUGUUGUAUACGUAUCUCAACUCGGAUCUGAAGAAGCGGGUCCACGAUGUGCUGAAACGCCGGCUGCCCUUUGCGGAACGUGUCUUUGGCGGAUCAUCCACAAACGGGAAUUCCAUGUCCCUGACCGGCGUAAAACGGAUUACCAGCACCGUCUCCAAUAAGGUCCAUCCGUCACGCGACCAGUAAUAACUGCCCUUUGUCAUUGUACAGUUUAAAUUGUCGUUGUUUUCCGCAACUUACAACAAUAACUGUGCUGUAGAAAUAAAUCAUUGCUCGGGUUGCAGAUGUAUAAUAAU